Marmota monax (woodchuck) is the source of this 6444-nucleotide messenger RNA. It is a transcript of the gene Srek1ip1, whose product is annotated as SREK1 interacting protein 1. Lineage: Eukaryota; Metazoa; Chordata; Mammalia; Rodentia; Sciuridae. The record is from RefSeq and is a predicted model, not a curated record. The transcript is spliced from 5 exons. Gene Ontology annotation, molecular function: nucleic acid binding; zinc ion binding. The coding region runs from base 162 to 635 and encodes 157 amino acids.
GUGGCUACUUGGUUCCGCCAGCCCCAGAGGCUUAUAAGGCUUUUCCCCACCGUCGGAAAGGUGCCGAGGCACGGGUACAAGAGGUCGCUUUGUGUGUUGUCUUCACAGCCGGCGGGAAGCAAACGCGUUCUCGAAAGCUAAGGGCUUCAACGACCCCUCUUAUGAGCAUCAUGGCAGUCCCAGGUUGCAACAAGGACAAUGUCAGAGCAGGCUGUAAAAAAUGUGGCUACCCUGGUCAUCUGACUUUUGAGUGCCGCAAUUUUCUCCGAGUAGAUCCCAAAAGGGACAUAGUUUUGGAUGUCAGCAGUACAAGCAGUGAAGAUAGUGAUGAAGAGAAUGAAGAACUGAAUAAAUUGCAGGCAUUACAGGAAAAACGAAUAAAUGAAGAAGAGGAGAAGAAAAAAGAAAAAAGCAAAGAGAAAAUCAAAUUGAAAAAAAAAAGAAAAAGGUCUUAUUCCAGUUCCACUGAAGAGGAUACUUCAAAACAAAAGAAACAGAAAUGUCAGAAGAAAGAAAAGAAAAAAGAAAAAAAGACCAAAUCAAAAAAAGGGAAACAUCAUAAAAAGGAAAAAAAGAAGAGAAAAAAAGAAAAGCAUUCUUCUACUUCUUAUCGUUCUGAAUUCACCAAAAAGUAACUGAAACUUUGGCCUGAGUCACUAAAUUUAAAAAUUCAUUUAUAAAAAUUAUUUGCCCUCCUUAGAAUUUGCUGUAUGAUUAUGCUUUGCAAUAUAUCCCAACCUUUUCACAUAGACAUUUUUCAUGUGUAGAACCAUUAUCCCUCUGGCCAUAUGUAUUAAGUCAGCCUUGUUACUUAGUAGCCAUGCCCCAAGUGUAGAUAUUUGUACAUAUGAAACAUCCUUUUUGACAUUUGUGUCUCUGUGUGUUUGGCUAGUGCUAUUACUUCUAUGUUGAUUAUGGCUUUACUGCAGUCAAUACAAGUAAUGUACCUAGUGUUAACUAGUAGUGCUGAAUCAAGUGUCUACCUUCCGGUGAUAAAGCUGCGGGUAAUGAUUUGCUCUUGAUACUGAAUAUUUUACUAGCUUUAUAUACUCUGAUAUAAUGUUUAAAAGUAGUGAAAUUCUUCACUAUUGUUUUUAGAUCUCUGAGCUUUUUAAAUAUUGUAGGAAAUGAAGCUGCUUUACUGAUCUUUAGUACUUUUUAAAUGAAUAGUGUCUGCAGGAAGAUGACAAUGAAAAUAUAACAAAAGUUUCAUUAUUUUAUGAAAGGCGGAAUUUCUAAAACCUGUCUUCUUUGUUUUUAUAACACUUAAAAUAUUUCUUCUUUGUUUAGAGACUAGUUCAGCCUAUUAGAAAUCUGGCAGAGAUGAUGCUGUGUUGGUCAGGAUUUUUAGGAUAGACUCCUGGGUUGUUUUAUAGUUGUGCCAUAUUGGCAUAUUUUACAGUGAUACCUCAAACACGGAAAUUUUAUUUAGGAAGACAGCUAAAUCUUCAUUAGCACUGAUUUUUAUUGUAUUUACUACGUGAAUUUUAUGAAGCUUGUGUCUAUGAGUAAUGUGGAAAAUUUUUAUAAAUGUUAGCAUUUAUAUUUCUUUUGUCUGAAAUGAUUUAUAGUUUUGAAGCAAGUUUCACACAGAACUUCUGGUUUCAUAAACAACUAUUGAGGUGUUUCCCUCUUUUACUUCAGUGACAAAUCUCAGUAGCAGUGACAAAAGUUUAGAAUUUUAUUCUGUACAUUUUAAAAUGUUAAGAACCAGGGAGUCACAUCAUGAAAGCCUUUAUAUAAUGAUGGAAGUUUUAUAUGAGUAAGCAUUUUCAAACAUUUAUUAUUAGAUAUAAAUGUUUCUUACAUUUUUAAUUUCACAGUGAUCAGUGUUACUUAAUUUGCUUAAUACUUAGUAUCCUUUUAUGCUCAUUUAGUUAAAUACUUAUGUUAUAACUGCAUUGCAAAUCAUCCUGUCAUCAUGACAUAGCACCAAAGAUUGCAAGUACCUCAUUGUGGUACACUUCUAAAGAGACGGCUGCAGGUAAAUUCAUGAUGGUGAAAUCAGGUAAGUAUAAUUACUCUCACAGGCUGGAAAGUUUACUGAUUCUUCCUUCACCAGCACCUGACCUGGCAUGCCCCCAAGUAAGACACAGAAGCCUCAUAACUCUUUUCAUCCAAGCUCAAGUUCUAGCAAAGUGGUUGGUACACACUACUCUCCUAGCCUUGCAACUAUGGAAGCUCUCACACUUCCCAGUUUUCCAUAACCUAAUUUACUCAUUUGGGCUCCUCAGAAAUAAAUUGUUUAGUUUAAAGAAUUAAGAGGAAACACAAAACUAUUAGAUAUUUAAGGGUUUGUUUUGUCUUUGCUUCUCAUGUUAUAAAAUAUAAUUCAUUUGUUAUUAAGAUUUUUUAAAAGUUUUUUCAAAAGCUUUUAAAAAUGAUUAGCAGAUACUUCAUAUGAAAGGAUGGCCUCAUCCCAUUGAGAGUAUAACAUGCUUAACAAGUGACAGUAAUCGUAGUGAAACAGUUAAUCAAGUUAUUUGUUAGUUUUAUAUAUGUGUUUUGUAAAGAUUAUAAAUUACCUCAUUGAGUUUUGUUCUCUGAAUGGUGGCACAAUUAAUGACUCAGAAGAGAUAUAUAAAAGUCAGCCCUCAUUUACUAGUACAGAAAAUAAAAGAUUUUAAUGGCUUUGUAAUUUUUCCUUCAAUAAUUUUCAGAAUUUUUCUUAACUAAAUUUCCCAUAUUAGCAUAAUUUAUAAAUUCCAUCUGAAUGAAAGUCAUUUAAUUUUUUCUAAAGUAAUUUUCUUCUAUGAUGAUCCUAUUAUUAAUGGGGUUCUAUACAAAUCUCACCUAAUAUAUUUAAGAAGAAAAUUCAUGAAAUUUCCUCCCACAUAGAAUAUAACAGAGGGAAAACUAAAUUUAAUAGUAACAAUUAAGUUCUCGAUAUUCUACCAACCUGUAUAACUGUCAACAGACCUAUUUAGCUUUACUGGGCCUUGAUUUGAUGUCUUUUAUAGAUAAAAUAUUGUACUAGAUUAUCUCUGAAAUCUCUUCCAGUCUUUAUUUGAGUAUCAGUAUUUAAUCAAAAUUCAAGUGAUAUUCAUUUUAGAACUUUAUUAUAGAUAAGCAAUCUGCCUUCAGCUUAUUAAUUCAUCUAUUAUCUAAGCAGAUAAAUGAUAUUUGGUUAAUUUUCUUCCCAUCCAAUGUUGUUUUCACCAGAUGCAGACAGACUUCAUAUUUAGAUUUGCAUUUGUAACCAGAUUUUAAGAAGCAGUAAGGCUGUUAUUUUUAGGCUGAUGGACCUACUCCCACACAGUUUUCCCAUUUUUUUUCUUCCAUAUCAUCUGUUGGCUAAAAUCUUUCUGAGUUUUCCCCUCCCCCAUCCUCAACCCUAUCCAGGGCCCAGGACCAAACUCAGGUCCUUGAGCAUGCUAGGCAAGCAAUCUGCCACUGAACUAAAUCCCCAACCCCUCAGAGGUAUUUUUAGUUCUUCACACUUAAUAUAUCUCCAUUUACAUCUUUAGUUCUGUGAGGCCAAAGAAUCAAUAAAUGAGAAGUAAAACAAUUAAAUGUGUGUCUGUUUCCUGUUUACUUAAAAUUGUAUAAUUAGGUCACCUUCAGUAGUAAACUAAGUGGAAGAGUUGUUAGUAAUGUUGAUAAAAAUGCCAUUGAUUCCUCUCUUUAACGUUUAUUGGAUCCCUAGCCUGACGAACAUGGUUGAGUAGUGAGGACACAGAUAAAUUUGCUUCCCUAAAGGAAUUCACAGUCUCAUUGGUAAGAGAAACAUUAGAACACACCAUUAUAUAACAAGUGCAGUAAUUGACCUGAAUUUAUAGAAAGAGAGUAUCUAAUCUAGUCUGGAGAAAUUAAAAGAGGCCACCAAGAGAAAGUAAUUCUGAGUUGCAUAUUGAUUGAAGACAAUGGUGGGCCCUCUGUCAUUUCCCCACAGAGUGGGUACUGUGAACAAAUAUCAUAUUCAGAAAAAGCUGAGUUAAUGUGCUGUAUGUAGGAAUUAUAAUCAAAUCUGGUGUUGCUAGUGUGCCAUAUGUAAGGCAGGAAGCAGUAAAAAUUCAUACUACCAUAGAGUGCUUGCCUCUCAUGCAUGAGGCCCUGGGUUUGGUCCCCAGGACCACGUAAAAAUAAACAAAUAAAAAAGAAUAAUAAAGAUAUUUUUAAAAAAUUGAUACUACCAUUUUAGAUUAUUGGUAUCAAGAAAAAGAGGUCUUAAAAGAGGUCUCGAGUUCCAUGUUUGAGAGUUUGGACUUAAAUCUAUAAGCAAUAAGACAGCAUUCAAGUGUUUGAAGGAAGGAAAUAACUUAUUGGGAUUUGGUUUCAUUCAUUUCAUAAUCAUAUUCUAUAAUCUUUAAAAGAUGAAGUUGGUCAUCAGAAGGCCACAUCGAAAAUAAUUUUUAUGCUUUAUUAUUUGUAUUCUUCUAGACCCACUUUUCUUCCUAAGAUCUGAUAAAUUCUUUAUCAAAAAUUCCAUAGUGACUUUAAGUUAUCUAAAAACACAUAAAACUCUACUGUAUUUUUUAUCAUCCCCAUUUCUAGAAUUAUGUGUACAUAUAUAUUUUCUGAAAUGUGUUUGGUUUUUAAUUUUAGUUUUUUUUAAAAAAAGACAAAGUUAUCACUGUUAAUAAUAAAUCAUUUCAAAUGUAAAAUAUAUUUUUCAAUGUAUAGAUGGGGCCAUAAUUUAAUAAGACUUCUUGCUUUUGGUAUUUUAUUUCAAUUUAUGAAGCACAACUGCUUCUGAGCUACCAGAGACACAUACCAGUUAGUUCACUUGAGGAGCCCUGACUCUUCCUCAGGUAACCUGGUGAUAAGCUACCUCAGCAGGGAGCAUGCAGAGCUCUGCUGAUGCUAGUGCUGGGAUUCAAACUUUCUGGGCCUUUGGCAUCCAAGAACUCCAGUUACCAUACCCAGGGGCUUCUGACCUCACUUGUCUCUUCUCAACUAUUCUAAAAGUAUGCAGAAUAUCAGGGAAAUGGGUGCCUUACCUAGGGCACAACACAUGAUGCAUCCAGCCAGGCCCAGCCUCUGUAUGCUUCUCCCACAGGAUGGGAGGAGUCGGAGGGACAUGAGCACUCUACUGGCCUUGAGUCUAAGUUUCCUGAUUCUCAUGUCAUAUGGCAUCUGCGCUUGCCCCUGAACAACAAAAGUUGAACUGUAUUUGUGCCUUAACUAAACUUUCUCAACCUAGAUAUUCAUCUAAAACAAAAUAGUAAUAUUAAUUAUUACUUUCUGUGUCAAGAUAGCAAAUUUCAUGUUUUUUUAAAAUCAAAGCUAUGUAAAGCAUUAAAAGCUCAAUAUGACUUUACAAAAAUAAUUGAAAAUUCUCCACUUUUAUGACCUUGUAAAAUAUAAUUUUUAUAAUGAAAUAUCUCAGCUUUCAAACUUCACAUACACUCUGAGCAAUUUUAAUAUUCCAACCUUGGCAAAGUUGUACUCCUUUUGAAUGUGAAAUCCAACUCAAACAGUAGGAUGUUGUGAUAAUGAUCUGGGACUCUGCUGUCAAUAUAGCCUCAUGUGGGUAUUUAAGUUCAUUUUAGGUGGCUAAUGUACCAGAUGGUAAAGCUAUAGAAAGAACAUUUCUAUCAUCACAGAAACUUCUCUUGGACGAUACUGGUCUAGAAGAUAGAUAUCCAUGGUUUUUCAUAGAAAUUUUGAAAGCCUAAUGAGGAAAAGUUUCUGAGCUUUGCAUGCUCAAGAACAAUAAGGCAUUCUUUUGUUAUACAAGACCAGAGAAGCUGUGUUCAGUACAUUUUGAAAGGCUGGUGUUCUAACUACAGAAAUCUUACAUACUGCAGCAGAUAUAUACAGAGGAGCUGUCUUGGUUAUUCCUUUUUUCUGUUGAAUUCCUUUAUAAAACCAUGUCUGUGUUCUUAAAAUAGAAAUCACAUUUAUGGACUUAAAAAUAAGUCUUUAAAAACAUUUGUAAUUUGCCAAAUCAAGUGUUAUUUCUACAUGUUUGGGUGGUAAGUAUUAGGUAGAACCAGAGAACUGGUUGGUUUUAUUCAUUUUAGAGAUUUUAGGGAAUUUAUCAAGCAAAGGGUUUUUGUUAUGGUAUCCCUUAAAAUACAGAAAAUACUGCACAGAUUAUAUAAUGUGAUUUUUUGUUAUGUUUUAUAAGGAAUAAUAUGUUGUAUCUCUAGAAAAUCCUCCAAAAGGCAUGGGUUGAUUUCUAAGAGACUUAAGAACAUGCUAGCUCUCAUAAAUUUAUAAGACAAUUUCCCCUAACAUUUACCUAUCCAAUUCCAUAUGUUAUAAAAAUAUUUGCUUAUAUCAAAAAAGUUGUGAAAUGUAGUGAUAUGACAUAAAUUUCUCACUGUUCCUCACUGAGAUGUUUGUUUAUCUGUAUUGUCAAUACAUUCUUAUUUCUCCUGAAGAAUUAGUAUAAUUCCAUGUAAUGCAGAAAUAUCUUAAUUAGAAAUAAAAGUAAACUUAUGCACAUAAAUAUCAAUCAAAACCUUAGAGUUGAAUAAAUUGAAUGACUAAAAUGCA